GCGGGCGGGGAGGGGAGGGGAAAAAAAAGGGAAAAGGAAAGGAAAAGGAAGGGGAAGGGACGCCACACGCCUCUUCUGCCCGGCCCCGGGGAGAUGGCGAGCAGGCGGAGCACUGACGAGAUGCGGGAGCGGGUGGUGCUGGGCGAGUUCGGCGUCCGCAAUGUGCACAGCACCGACUUCCCCGGCAACUACCCCGGCUACGACGACGCCUGGGACCAGCAGCGCUUCGAGGAGGAGUUCCGUGUGGACGUGGUGGGUGAGGAGGACGGCGUGCUGGAGUUCGACAUGGUGGGCAUCGACGCUGCCAUCGCCAACGCCUUCCGCCGCAUCCUGCUCGCCGAGGUACCAACGAUGGCUGUAGAGAAGGUUUUUGUGUACAACAACACAUCCAUUGUGCAGGACGAGAUUCUGGCUCAUCGCUUGGGCCUUAUCCCAAUCCGAGCUGACCCUCGACUCUUUGAAUACAGAAAUCAAGGAGAUGAAGAAGGGACAGAAAUUGAUACAUUGCAGUUCCAGCUGAAAAUAAAAUGCAGCCGAAAUCCUCAGGCAGCCAAAGAAUCAUCUGACCCUAAUGAGCUGUAUUUCAAUCACAAAGUGUACAGUAAGCACAUGACGUGGGUGCCCUUGGGGAAUCAGACAGACCUCUUCCCAGAUGCUGACUUCCGACCUGUUCACGAUGACAUCCUCAUUGCACUGUUGCGACCGGGCCAGGAAAUAGACGUGCUCAUGCACUGUGUCAAGGGUAUAGGUAAAGAUCACGCCAAGUUUUCUCCUGUGGCCACGGCGAGCUAUCGACUGCUUCCUGACAUUACUCUCCUGCAGCCUAUUGAGGAUGAGGCAGCCGAGACGUUGCAGAAGUGCUUUUCCCCUGGAGUCAUUGAGAUCCAGAACAUCAAGGGAAAAAAGGUGGCGAGAGUCGCCAAUGCACGGUUGGACACGUUCGGCAGGGAGGUUUUUCGACACGAGGGUCUGAAAAACCUUGUGCGCCUGGCAAGAGUGCGAAAUCAUUACAUCUUUUCAGUGGAGUCCACGGGUAUCUUGCCUCCAGACGUGCUGGUGAGCGAAGCCAUCAAGAUUCUGAUGGGCAAGUGUCAGCGCUUCCUGAACGAGCUGGACGCUGUGCCAAUGGAGUGACCGCAGGCAGCGGAGAAGCUUCUGGCACCUGCCUGCAGGAGCCGGUUCCUCUUCCAUAGGAAAGAGGUUUGAGAUGGGUUUAAGAGUCCUCAGACCAUCUCUUUAAACUUUUAUACUGUUUGUAAUGAGCCUCAGUGAGGAGACGGACUAAAAUAAAAGCUUUCUUUUACA
Molecule: messenger RNA, 1305 nt
Organism: Anas platyrhynchos (mallard)
Lineage: Eukaryota; Metazoa; Chordata; Aves; Anseriformes; Anatidae
Gene: POLR1C
Product: RNA polymerase I and III subunit C
Biological process (GO): DNA-templated transcription
Cellular component (GO): RNA polymerase I complex; RNA polymerase III complex
Molecular function (GO): DNA binding; protein dimerization activity
Source: RefSeq, a predicted model, not a curated record